UCUUCCUCCUCUCCCCUCUUGGUCCUUUUGCUCCUUUCCGUCGGCCAGGCUGUACAGCUGGCAAUUUGCAGACACCGCCGAGUAGGCGACGUCGUGCCUACCGUACACUUUUGAACUCUUGUUUAUCUCCCCCAGCCCUCUUAACUACACCGGCAAUUAGACGGAGCCAAGUGUGAAGGAAACGUGAAGGAUUUCUCUGCCUUGUUUCACCACUUUUUGGACCAUUUAUUCCCCUGCCAAGAAAACAAAAGUAGUUGAAGCGCUCCCUCCACUCUGCAUCAUUAAGGCGUAAAAUGUCGGCGUGGACCGGCAGGCGUCACCUGUCCCUCCUCUUCUUCCUGGCCUUGUGCUCGCCCUGCUGCCUCGCCCAGAUGCCGGCGCCGCUCACCACCCUUCGGCCGUCGGCGUCACCAUCCGCCCCUCAGUCGCAGUCAGAGAGGCUGAAAGUGCGACUGGCCGGAUUUCCGCGCAAGCACAAUGAGGGCCGCGUGGAGCUCUUCUACAAGGGCGAGUGGGGCACCGUGUGCGACGACGACUUCUCCAUCUCCAACGCCAACGUGCUGUGUCGACAGCUGGGUUUCGUCGAGGCCACCGGGUGGACACACAGCGCCAAAUACGGAAAGGGACAAGGCAAGAUCUGGCUGGACAACGUGCAAUGCGGCGGCGGCGAGUCGAGCAUCAGCGCAUGCAAAUCUCGCGGCUGGGGUAACAGCGACUGCACUCACGACGAGGAUGCUGGCGUGGUGUGCAAAGACGAGAGGAUCCCGGGAUUCGUGGAUGCCAACGUCAUCGAGGCUCAAGUCGACGAGAACAAGCUGGAGGAGGUGCGCCUGCGCGCGGUGGUGGCGGCGGCCAAGAAGCGCCUGCCCAUCACGGAAGGCGUUCUGGAGAUCAAGUACAAGGACGGCUGGGCGCAGGUGUGCGACGCCGGCUGGACGGCCAAGAACACGCGUGUGGUCUGCGGCAUGCUAGGAUUCCCUCAGGAGAGGAAGUUCAACAAGAACUUCUACAGACGUUUGAGAAAGCGCACCGCCAAGAGGGUGUCCAGGUCAAAGGUUACCAUCACAGCAGGCGCCAGGCAGACAGCUAAAGCUAACGCUAAGUCUAAACAGAGCAACCCCGGCCCAAGGUUGUUUUUGGAGCGGCAGAGGAACGUGUACCGCGUGCACUCGGUGGCGUGCGCGGGCACCGAGGUGCACUUGGCUGCGUGCCCCAUGGAGUUCAACGGGCCCAACACCACGGCGUUGUGCCGCGGCGGCUCUCCCGUCGUCGUCAGUUGCGCGCCGGGGCUGCUCUUCAUGCAACACCACGCCGCACUGAAGAAGAAAACCAAAACUUCGAGCACGGUGAGGCUGAAGGGCGGGGCCCGGCUGGGCGAGGGCCGCGUGGAGGUGUUGAAGGGCGGCGAGUGGGGCAGCGUGUGUGACGACCGCUGGGACCUGCAGUCGGCCAGCGUGGUUUGCAGGGAGCUGGGCUUCGGCAGUGCCAAGGAGGCCAUGACGGGGGGACGCAUGGGCCAAGGAGUCGGUCCCAUCUACAUGAACGAGGUGAAGUGCUCGGGCCUAGAGCGUUCCAUCUGGAACUGCCCGUUCAAGAACAUCACAUCGGAGGACUGCCAGCACACAGAGGACGCCGCCGUGCGCUGCAACGUUCCCUACAUGGGCCUGGAGAACUCGAUCCGACUCGGAGGGGGGCGGACCCGCUACGAGGGCCGCGUUGAGGUUCUGGGUACCAACGCCAAUGGCACGGAAGGCUGGGGUCUGAUCUGUGGCGAGACCUGGACCACCAAGGAGGCUAUAGUGGCCUGCAGGCAGCUAGGCCUGGGCUAUGCUAACCAGGCUAACCAAAUCCGGCUAGUGGGCGGCCGCAGCACGUACGAGGGCCGGGUGGAGCUUCGGGUAGGCUCCAGGUGGGGUACGGUUUGCAGCGCAGGCUGGAGCACCAGGGAGGCCAUGGUGGCGUGCAGGCAGCUCGGCCUGGGCUACUCCAUGCACGCCAUCACCGAAACGUGGUACUGGGACAGCAGCAACGUGACCGAGAUGAUUUUGAGUGGCGUCAAGUGCACCGGAGAUGAGAUGUCGCUGAUGCACUGCCAGCGACACAAGACGCUCAAUUGCCAGAAGGCCACCGCCAAGUUCGCAGCCGGCGUCAUCUGCUCAGAGACGACGUCCGACCUGGUCCUGAACGCCACGCUGGUGCAGCAGUCGGUCUACAUCGAGGACCGACCCCUGCACAUGCUCUACUGCGCCGCCGAGGAGGACUGCCUGUCCAAGACGGCCGCCAAGGCCAACUGGCCCUACGGGCACCGCCGCCUUCUGCGCUUCUCUUCGCAGAUCCACAACAUCGGGCGCGCUGACUUCAAGCCCAAAGCUGGACGCCACUCGUGGGUGUGGCACGCCUGUCACGGACAUUACCACAGUAUGGAUAUUUUCACCCAUUACGAUCUCCUGAACGCCAACGGAAGCAAAGUGGCCGAAGGGCACAAAGCCAGUUUCUGUCUGGAGGACUCUGACUGCGAGGAAGGUGUUUCCAAGCGUUACGAGUGUGCCAACUUUGGUGACCAGGGCAUCACAGUGGGCUGCUGGGACAUGUACCGCCACGACAUCGACUGCCAGUGGAUUGACAUCACAGACGUCAAACCUGGAAAUUACAUCAUGCAGGUGGUGAUAAACCCAAACUUAGAAGUGGCCGAGAGCGACUUCACCAAUAACGCCAUGAAGUGCAACUGCAAGUACGACGGCCAUCGGAUCUGGUUCCACAACUGCCACGUCGGUGAUGCCUUCAGCGAGGAGGCGGAGAGAAGGUUCGAGAAGUACCCAGGACAGUUGAAUAACCAGAUUUCUUAAUCCCAACAAGCGACGGGUGGAAGGAGAUAUCACGGCGUACGUUUAGGGCACUCGCCGUUGUUUUUCUUUCCUCUACGUAGCAAGGUUUCAGUGAGGAAGCGUCCAUUUUGAAAAUCAGCGCUUGAGCUGUUUUCAGUCAUUCUUUUUCUUGUGAAUGUAUUUAUUUCCCGUUCAAAGGUGCUCCAAAGAUUCCCAGGAUUAUUUUGUGAGAUGCGACGCUGUUUUAUUUUGUUUUUUUAAGAUUUUACAACAAAGUUUGGACAAUGGUAAAUAAAUAAAAAUGCUGUAUGUACACUGAUAUAAUCACACCUGCUGCACUCAAUUAAAUGAGAUGAUGAAUUUGUAAGAAACA
Messenger RNA from Syngnathus acus (greater pipefish), 3198 nucleotides. RefSeq names its product lysyl oxidase-like 3b (gene loxl3b). The transcript is spliced from 17 exons. The record is from RefSeq and is a predicted model, not a curated record. NCBI's taxonomy places the organism in Eukaryota, Metazoa, Chordata, Actinopteri, Syngnathiformes, Syngnathidae. Gene Ontology annotation, molecular function: copper ion binding; protein-lysine 6-oxidase activity. Gene Ontology annotation, cellular component: membrane. Bases 294 to 2846 code for a protein of 850 amino acids. Gene Ontology annotation, biological process: peptidyl-lysine oxidation.